This is a messenger RNA of Emericellopsis cladophorae, 1083 nucleotides long. Its product is annotated as putative zinc-type alcohol dehydrogenase-like protein-like protein. The record is from RefSeq and is a predicted model, not a curated record. Bases 1 to 1083 code for a protein of 360 amino acids. The transcript has 2 exons. Gene Ontology annotation, molecular function: oxidoreductase activity. NCBI's taxonomy places the organism in Eukaryota, Fungi, Ascomycota, Sordariomycetes, Hypocreales, Bionectriaceae.
AUGUCGCGUGUGCUGCACAUCAAAAAAGUGGACGGGAAGCCUGGCGAGGUCUACUAUCCCCUCCAGAUCAAGACCGUCGACAAGCCGACGCCCGGCGAGAAUGAGCUGCUCGUCCGCCUCACGGCCGCGGCCCUGAACCAUCGUGACCUCUUCAUCCGCCACCACCAGUACCCAGCCAUAUCCUUCUCCGCCCCCAUGCUCGCCGACGGCUGCGGCGUCGUCGAGGCUGUCGGCCCCUCCUCCACCCGCCGGGACCUCCAGGGCAAGCGUGUCGUCCUCACCCCCAUGCGCGGGUGGGAGAGCGACCCCGAGACCCCCGAGUCCGGCAUGGUCCCCGUCACCGGCAGCACCACGCUCACCGACGUCGGCUGCGCCCAGGACUACGUCGUCGUGCACGAGAGCGAGGUGGAGCUCAUGCCGAGCCACCUCUCCCCUGUCGAGGGCGCCGCCCUGCCGCUCUGUGGCCUGACGGGCUGGAGGGCCCUCGUGACCAAGACCAACGCGGCCGCGCCAGGCAAGAACAUACUCGUCACGGGCAUCGGCGGCGGCGUCGCCCUCAACAUCCUCCAGUUUGGCGUCGCCUUUGGCGCGAAUGUCUACGUCACCUCGGGCGACCAGGCCAAGAUCGACAAGGCCAAGACGAUGGGCGCCAAGGGCGGCGUGCGCUACAAGGACAAGGAUUGGGAGAAGCAGCUCAAGGCCAUGCUGCCGCGUGACAGACCGUACCUGGAUGCGGUCGUCGACGGGGCCGGCGGCGAGGUCGUGGCCAAGAGCGUCAAGCUGCUCAAGGCCGGCGGCAUCAUCUCGCAGUACGGCAUGACCGUGGGGCCCAAGAUGAACUGGCUGAUGAGCGCGGUCCUCAACAACAUUGAGCUCAGGGGCACCACCAUGGGCAGCAAGCGGGAGUUCCGGGACAUGAUCGCCUUUGUCGGCCAACACAGCAUCAAACCCGUCGUCAGCCAGACGGUCAAGGGGCUGGACAACCUGCACGGGAUCGACGGGCUGUUUGCGGACAUGGAGGCUGGCAAGCAAUUCGGCAAGCUCGUGGUCGAGAUUGCCACGGACGCCUCGCCCAAGUUGUAG